Messenger RNA from Amaranthus tricolor (Joseph's coat), 1004 nucleotides. RefSeq names its product glucan endo-1,3-beta-glucosidase 12-like. The coding region runs from base 309 to 848 and encodes 179 amino acids. The transcript has 4 exons. Lineage: Eukaryota; Viridiplantae; Streptophyta; Magnoliopsida; Caryophyllales; Amaranthaceae. The record is from RefSeq and is a predicted model, not a curated record.
GUGCAAGAAGAAACGUACUUAUGAUUCUUCAAAUCUUGCAUUUAUACCAAUUUUCUCCCUUUAUCUUUCCCUUUCAUUAAUAACUAGUUAUACUCAUAGAGGACUCAAAGAGGAAAUCAACUAAUCAAGCAUUCAUUCCCCAUCAUUAUCUAAUUACAAGUUACAAAAUCUUAACUAUCUAUUUCUUCACAAGGUGUAGCUUACACAAGCUACUCAUCAAUCCAAGAUUAUCAUAACUAUCAACCCAGUAUUCCGUACAGGUCGGGUCCGAGAAGUCAUAAAUCCAAGAUAACAUCUCCAAUCUACACAUGAAAAACACUACUUGGUUUUGCAUUUUCACUUUGCUAAUUAUAGCAUGUUUUCUAGAUUACACAAUGGGAAGAAUAAUUAUGCAAGAAAAGGCAGAAGCAAGUAAUAUUCCAAAUUCAAUAAUAAGCCAAUCACCACCAGAAGGGAACACAACAUUUUUAGACGGUACAACAUGGUGUGUAGCACUUCCAUGGGUAUCCCAAACUGAUCUACAAAUAGCACUUGAUUGGGCUUGUGGGGCCGGUAACGCGGAUUGUAGACCCAUCAAACCCGGCGGGUCUUGUUAUCAACCCGACACGGUGGUGUCUCAUGCUUCAUAUGCCUUUAAUCUUUACUAUCAACAAAAUGGUAACAAUGCCAUUGCUUGUAACUUUGGUGGAACUGCUACUUUAACUAAGAAAGACCCAAGUUAUGGUAGAUGUGCAUAUGAUGUUUCCAGGCCUCUAAGAUCAGCAAAUACAAAGGUGGAUGUACAUAUGCAAAGUGUACUCAUCAUAAGUAUUCAGUUAAUGUUGUUAAAUUGGUGGGUAAUUCUUUGAUUAUGUUAUGGAAGACAUAUAAUAUUAAUAUGCUAAGAAAUUAAUAAAUUAAUUAAUUAACUAGUUGUAUGAUAUUAUUAAUUAUAUUUUGGUAGACAUAAAUAUGCUUUACUUGAAGUUAUGUCAAGAAUAUUAACAAUGGAACUUGCUUUUUGU